This is a messenger RNA of Vitis riparia (riverbank grape), 1751 nucleotides long. Its product is annotated as ATP-dependent (S)-NAD(P)H-hydrate dehydratase. Gene Ontology annotation, biological process: metabolite repair. Bases 202 to 1314 code for a protein of 370 amino acids. Gene Ontology annotation, molecular function: ATP-dependent NAD(P)H-hydrate dehydratase activity. The transcript has 12 exons. The record is from RefSeq and is a predicted model, not a curated record. NCBI's taxonomy places the organism in Eukaryota, Viridiplantae, Streptophyta, Magnoliopsida, Vitales, Vitaceae.
GCCGUGAAUCGGUUUGGAAAUUCUCAAAAGGCAAAUGUACUCCUCAGCAGCACACGCCGAUAACUCGGUCCCAUUUCAGAAGAACCGACCAAGCCUGGCCGAUUCAACUCGGUAGAAGCUCAAUCUCCUCCUUCGACAAUUCGCUCACGAUUCCAUCACCAUUCGAGGUUUAGUUAAAGAGAGCGGUGGUGUCACUAGCUCAUGAUAAUAAAAAAUGGCGUGAGUCUUUUGCAUAGCCCAAACAAUCGUAUGUUGGCUUCGUCGGCUGUUUUCAGAAGACAGGAGUUUUUGAUAAGGUGCCUUGGAGUUGGAGGUCAGAGCCAACAAUUCAAUCGCAAAUCAGUGCCAAGAACAAUGGCUUUAGAGGCGGAUGCUGAAAACAUUUUGAGAGCAAUCACUCCCACACUUGACUUAGCUAGGCACAAAGGCCAGGCUGGAAAAAUAGCUGUUAUUGGCGGCUGUCGUGAAUAUACAGGUGCCCCAUACUUCUCUGCUAUCUCAGCUUUAAAAAUUGGUGCAGAUUUGUCUCAUGUGUUCUGCACUAAAGAUGCUGCUCCAGUCAUAAAAAGCUACAGCCCUGAGUUAAUUGUGCACCCUCUUUUAGAAGAAUCUUAUAGUGUUAGAGAGAAGGACAAAAAAGCAAUCUCAGAGAAGGUUCUCACAGAGGUUGUUAAGUGGAUGGAAAGAUUUGAUUGCCUAGUCGUUGGUCCAGGCCUUGGAAGGGACCCCUUUCUCCUGGAUUGUGUUAGUGAAAUCAUGAAGCAUGCAAGACAGUCAAAUGUCCCAAUUGUUAUAGAUGGGGAUGGACUCUUUCUUGUUACAAACAGUCUUGAUCUGGUUAGUGGUUAUCCUUUAGCAGUCUUAACCCCAAAUGUGAAUGAAUAUAAGCGCCUUGUUCAGAAGGUGCUAAACUGUGAAGUAGGUGAUCAAGAUGCUGCUGAGCAAUUACUCUCUCUCGCCAAAGGGAUUGGUGGCGUAACUAUCCUACGGAAAGGAAAGUCUGAUCUCAUCAGUGAUGGUGAAACAGUCAAUUCAGUAGGCAUCUAUGGUUCUCCUCGACGCUGUGGCGGCCAGGGUGAUAUACUUUCUGGAAGUGUUGCAGUAUUCUUAUCAUGGGCGCGACAACGAAUCAUUGCUGAAGGGGAUUUGAAUAUCAGUCCGAAGAGUCCAACGGUGCUGGGGAGCAUUGCAGGGUCUGCUUUAAUGAGGAAGGCUGCAUCACUUGCCUUUGAGAAUAAGAAAAGAUCUACCCUUACCGGUGAUAUCAUUGAGUGCUUGGGAAGAAGUUUGGAGGAUAUUUGUCCAGCCAAGUGAUCUGUUGAGUUUGAUAGAGUGGAUACAGCUGAGAAAACUUUUGCCAUGGUCAGACUGCUGCUGCUUCUAUAAAUUUACCAAUAAAGGACAAUUUUAUUGAUGUUUUUAUUCCAAGUUUAUAAAUGGUAAAGAGUGGAUAGACCUGCAAGGAACGGUUCACUUUAUAUGCACUGAUUUGCUGGAAAAGUUAUGCACCCUAUAUUUAGCGCAGAGUAUUGAGUAUCAUUUUAUUUUCUUGGGGAUUGAAUUGACAACGGGGACCAAGACCUCCUUAGGACUUGCAGAAGCAUUUGUUGUAUAAAUUAUCUGGUCAUGGUGUCAAGAAUUUGAUUUGGUUUUACCCCUUGGGUGACUCAAAAUUUUCUCGGGAAAUCAGUUAGAAGAUGCCCGGAUUUUGUUCAUAUGAAAGAAUAGAAUAGCGAUAUUUUGCAUGGAUA